Messenger RNA from Cyprinodon tularosa, 2083 nucleotides. It is a transcript of the gene rab4a, whose product is annotated as RAB4a, member RAS oncogene family. The record is from RefSeq and is a predicted model, not a curated record. Gene Ontology annotation, cellular component: endosome. The coding region runs from base 160 to 801 and encodes 213 amino acids. NCBI's taxonomy places the organism in Eukaryota, Metazoa, Chordata, Actinopteri, Cyprinodontiformes, Cyprinodontidae. Gene Ontology annotation, biological process: Rab protein signal transduction; regulation of endocytosis. The transcript has 8 exons. Gene Ontology annotation, molecular function: GTPase activity; GTP binding.
CUUUAUUUUGAAACGGAGCGCAGGAGAAAUCGGAAGGAAAAAUCAGCUGGAAUCCACGGAAGUCCUUGACAGGACUAUUCCUUUCCUUAGCUAGCUGUUUAUUUGCCUGCCUGUGCUUUUCGCUGCCAUCGUUUUACUGUUUUAAACGCCACCCUGGCGAUGUCGGAGUCUUACGAUUUCCUGUUUAAAUUCCUGGUGAUUGGAAAUGCUGGAACAGGCAAGUCCUGCCUGCUGCACCAGUUCAUAGAGAAAAGAUUUAAGGAUGAAUCUAAUCACACAAUCGGUGUAGAAUUUGGCUCAAAGAUCAUCAGUGUGGUCAACAAAACGGUUAAACUGCAAAUCUGGGACACUGCAGGUCAAGAACGCUUCAGGUCUGUGACCAGGAGUUACUACAGAGGAGCAGCAGGAGCUCUACUCGUCUACGAUAUCACCAGCCGAGAAACCUACAACGCUUUGACCACGUGGCUGAGUGAUGCCAGGAUGCUGGCCAGUCAAAACAUCGUCAUCAUUCUCUGCGGAAACAAGAAGGACCUGGACGCUGACAGAGAGGUCACUUUCCUGGAGGCGUCGCGGUUCGCUCAGGAAAACGAGCUGAUGUUCCUGGAGACCAGCGCUCUUACGGGGGAGAACGUUGAAGAGGCGUUCAUCCAGUGUGCUCGUAAAAUCCUAAACAAGAUCGAGUCAGGGGAACUAGAUCCAGAGAGGAUGGGCUCAGGCAUACAGUAUGGCGAUGCUGCGUUGCGGCAGCUUCGUUCUCCUCGCCGUGCUCAGCCGCAGGGCACUCAGGAGUGUGGCUGCUAGUGGACUCUGCAUUUUACCAAAUAAAGGUUUAUGAAGAGCAAAAAAAAAAAAAAACAGCCAUGGAGGUCCUAACAGCGUUGGGUUGAGGUCGCUGUACUGUGACCCCUCCCAUGACCUUUGCACGGACCCUUCAGAGUCUUCAUUUUUUAUUUCUGCAUGUGCAGAAAGCUGAGAAGUCCUUCCGGUUCCCCUCCUCUCCCCUCCUGAGAAGGUAACCUCAGAUUGGCCUCCUAUCCAGCAGUCUGCUGCUUCACUGGACCAAACCCCCCCAAUCAUCCCAGACCAGGGUGUUAAACACUCGCAUGUGACUCCUGUCUUUGUCCUCACAAUGAUACCAUGUUCCCCUGGAUCCAGUCUGACCACCUUUACUCCCAGCCGUCUGUUUUAAGUAAACAACAUUUGAAUAAGUAGUUUGUUAGUGAAAUAGGAUGGCUUGGAUGUAAAUGCAUUAAAGUAUAACAGGAUAAUUUAAUACCAAGUCCUUGCAAUGGACAGAAAAACUCUACAACUCCUGUGCUACUGCACUCACCCUGAAGUUUUACGGUUUAAAUACUCCAUUACAUUAACACCUCCAUGGAUAACCUCCUCCUUUAACACUUCCUUUAUUAAAUAGGCUGUUUUUCCUCUUUCGCUGUACAGAUUUCUUGUAUAUAGAGACAAACGCAUGCUUUCCCAAACGGAGCAUUUUAUCAUUAGUAGAUAUCUCCUCUGUAUUAAAGUAGAAUCAUAUCCAGCAUCAUUUUUAUGGUCUACUGUAUAACUAAGCUGUAAAACACUGGUUAAUUUGCUCUGUGUUUGAAGGAUGGGUCUCCAUUUUAUCUAGUUUUAACUGUUGCGUAACACAUGAUCCCAACAGCUCAUGAUAACUGACUGAUCUCCCACUGAUAAGUGUUGCUCGUUUACAUGAAAAGCUAACUGACUGUUGCCAGCUGCUGGCGGAUAUUAACCAAUUGCAUAAAGAGUUUGGAUCCUUUCUGCUGUGUGCUCUAUUUAUGUUCAUGUUUUUAAGAGCUUUUUGUCAAACAUAUCACGUUGCUUUAAUCAUCAUCGCUUUAUUCAAGCCAUAACAAGCACCAGUACUCGUGCACACUACAGCAACCUUUGCCUCUUUAGUCCGUGGCAUCUGGUGGUGGCUCACAUCUGGUUGUUGUUGUUGUUUUUUGUGUUUUCUGUCAUGUCGUUUAAUUUAUAUGUAUUUCUGUUUCGUCAUUAUAAAAUAUAGGUUUUUAAUUUAUGAUAAAUGGCAUUUGUUUUUGAAAUAAAACAAACGACAAAUACAUUA